Messenger RNA from Micromonas commoda, 2094 nucleotides. RefSeq lists its product with no specific name. The record is from RefSeq and is a predicted model, not a curated record. The coding region runs from base 1 to 2094 and encodes 697 amino acids. The transcript is spliced from 2 exons. NCBI's taxonomy places the organism in Eukaryota, Viridiplantae, Chlorophyta, Mamiellophyceae, Mamiellales, Mamiellaceae. Gene Ontology annotation, molecular function: metalloendopeptidase activity. Gene Ontology annotation, biological process: peptide metabolic process; proteolysis.
AUGGCCGGUCCGCUGCGCGCGGUCGCGCGGCGUGUCGCCGGGAACCUCCUAUCGCGCCCGGUAGAUGUAUGGUCGCGCGCCAACCUGGGCACCGCCGCCGCGGCAUCGCACCUCGACGACGACCGAAAGGGCCUCUUUGCGCUGCCGGGCCUUCACGAGCCGUCCGAUUUCGCCCGCCUCGCGCGCCGCGCCGUGGCCAGAUCCGAUGAUCUGAUGCGGGGGUUGGUUUCCUCCGGACCAAGCGGGUUCCCACACCGGUCCGCGACAGCGGUUAUCGACGACCUGGACGAGAUCUCGGACACCCUGUGCGCGGUGGUCGACGUGGCGGAGCUAUGCAGAAACGUGCACCCCGAUCUGCGAUGGGUUAGGGCGGCGGAGAACGCGUACGUUGAGCUCCAGGGGUACGUGCAGGGCCUGAACAGCAACCGCGGGCUUUAUCUCGCGCUCGUGAACGCGCAGGAGAGGCACGGCGCGGAGCUCUCGCCGGAGGCUGCGAGGGUGGCCCUGACUUUGCGCCAAGAUUUUGAACGCGGCGGCAUACACCUGGGGGGUGAUGAACACGCCAGGCUGGAGAAGACCGCCGGGGACGUGGUCAAGCUCGGGAUGGCGUUCCAGCAGAACCUCUCCGAUCCAAAGGCGUUGGGUCACAUGGACGUGUCGGACACGGGCUUCGCGCGCGUUCCCCUGGAUCAGCGCACGGUCAGUGCGGUGCUCCGUUACGCCGACGAGCCGGACACGCGACGGUCCGUCUACCUCGCCGCGCACUCGGGCCCCGAGGCGAACCGCGCGGUGCUGAACGGCUUACUUCGAGCGAGGCACGAGUCGGCGAAGAUUUUGGGUUUCGAGUCGCACGCACACUUUGCGACGUCGCCGCUGCUCGCGGAGCACCCGGACGCCCCGCGGGCGCUGUUGGAGCGGAUGGCGAGUGAAUGCAGGGACAGGGCGGGGGAGGAGAUCGAGGCGAUGUUGAGGCUCGCCGGGAGAGACGGGAUGGACGGGACGGUGAGGGGAUGGGACAGGAGUUAUCUCAUAGGCAAGGCGAGGGCGAAGGCUUGCGAGCUCGACGCGGCCGCGGUGGCGUCGUACUUCCCGCUCGAGCGAGUGAUCAGCGGGGUUGGCGCGCUGGUCGACCGGGUGUUCGGGGUGAAGCUGACGGAGGUAGCCAUGGAACCCGGGGAGAACUGGCACGCAAAGGUGCGCAAGCUGCGGGUCACCUUGGGCGACAGGGGCGCCGGCGAGGGCCAGGAGAUUGGCACCAUCUACCUCGACCUGGAGCCGCGACCCAGGAAGUUUCCGCAUGCCGCGCAUUUUGUCAUUCGGUGCAGCCGCGGCGUCGGUCCGGAUAAGCAGAGGCCCGCGGUUGCGUUGGUUUGCAACUUUGGUGCGGGCUCGGCGGCGACGCUGAGCCACUCGGAGGUUGAGACGUUCCUGCACGAGUUCGGGCACGCGAUGCACUCGGUGCUGUCGGACACCCAGUACCAGCACUUGAGCGGCACGAGGUGCGCCAUGGACAUGGUGGAGGUUCCUUCGCACCUCUUUGAGUACUUUGCGUGGGACCCGGCCGUCCUCGGGUUGUUGGCCAGGCACAGGGUGACGGGGGACCCGAUGCCGAGGGAGAUGAUCGCCAGGCUUCGCGCCUCGAAGGAGCUCUUCGGCGCGACUGACCUGCAGCAGCAGUGCGUGUUCGCGCUGACUGACCUGGAGGUGCACGCGCUGGACCCCGCGACGCUGACGGAGGGUUCGGUCUCUGACGUCGCCGCGAGGGUCCAGGCUGCGCACUCGCUCAUGCCCGUGGAGCCGGGCACGAGCUGGGAGCUCAGGUUCGGGCACCUGGUGGGAUACGCGUCGACGUACUACUCCUACCCGUACGCGAAGUGUGUCGCCGCGGACCUGUGGGGCAAGUUCUUCAGGGAAGACCCUCUGGCUCCGGGCGCGGGGGAGGCGCUGCGCGAGGGGAUGCUGAGGCACGGCGGCGCGAGAGAACCGGGGGCUAUCCUCCGGGACAUGCUGGGGGACGGGGCGCUGAUGACGGACCCCGUCGGCGCGGCACCGGAUCCAACGUCCAUGCUGGCUGAUUUGAACCGUGGUCGGUGA